Sclerotinia borealis F-4128 is the source of this 516-nucleotide messenger RNA. The record is from the annotation of a GenBank genome assembly. Lineage: Eukaryota; Fungi; Ascomycota; Leotiomycetes; Helotiales; Sclerotiniaceae.
AUGCCUCCACGUGGUUUCACGAAUCCAGCCCCGAAAACCGAGAGUGCUCGCGAGGCUGUGAAAUCUUUUUACUGUGAAUUAUGCAGUAAAGGAUAUGCACGAAUGAACGAAUAUGAAUCUCAUCUCUCGUCAUACGAUCACUCCCAUAAACAACGCCUUAAGGAUAUGCGCCAACUAACUCGCGACCCGAUGGCCUCGACUAAAGCUCGAAAAGCAGAAGCUAAAGCAAAUUCUCAAUCCGGGUUGAUAUCAAUUAAGUUGGGUGGAGAGGCAAGCUUGGGUGCUGGAGCUACUGGUGGUGGAAGUUCAAAAAAAGGUGGUUUUAAGAAAUCGGGAUUCAAAAGUGCUUUUGCGCCAGGGAGUGGAGAGGGAACUGAUGCACCCAUUAAGGAUGAGAUUGAAGAGAAGAAUGGAGUAUGCAGUACUCUGGAAGUCAAAGGAGAAGACUUGGAGAGCGAUACCGAUGACGAACAAUCCGGGCAUGAGAUGUACGACCCGAGGCAUCCUACGGAUUGA